Molecule: messenger RNA, 5621 nt
Organism: Sabethes cyaneus
Lineage: Eukaryota; Metazoa; Arthropoda; Insecta; Diptera; Culicidae
Gene: Isha
Product: SR-related and CTD-associated factor 4
Exons: 12
Coding region: 114-4325 (1403 amino acids)
Cellular component (GO): nucleus
Molecular function (GO): RNA binding
Source: RefSeq, a predicted model, not a curated record
ACGCAGAAGCCGUUCAUUGUGCGGAAAAUUUGCGAUUUUCGAUAGUUAUAUGCCAUUUAAUGGCUAAACGGUACUAAAAACGUAAUUUUGAAGUGAUUUAGAAUCAGUGCAAGAUGGAAACAGUGCGAGUUUUUAAUCAAGAGCUCUCGGGGCUGUACGAGUCGAAGCCGCCGAUCUCGAAGGCCAAGAUGGCCUCGAUCACACGGAGUGCAAUGAAGGCCAUAAAGUUCUACAAACACGUCGUGCAGAGUGUGGAAAAGUUUAUCUCCAAGUGCAAGGCGGAGUACAAGAUUCCCGGUUUGUACGUGAUAGAUUCAAUCGUGCGCCAGUCGCGGCACCAGUUCGGUCCGGAGAAGGACGUUUUUGCGCCUCGCUUCGCCCGCAACAUGGAGCAAACAUUUGCGCACCUGUUUCGCUGUCCACCGGAAGAUAAGAGCAAAAUCAUCCGUGUACUGAAUCUGUGGCAGAAGAACAUGGUAUUUGCACCGGAGGUGAUCCAACCGAUGUUCGAUCUAGCCAACCCGGAGCAUCCGCUUCACCUGCAGUACAAUGCGGCAAUGGCGGCUGCCGGUGCAAGCGGAGCCAGUGGUGCCGACCAGUCCGGUGCAGCGAACGGCAUGAACACGUCGGUGUUGUCCCACGAUUCACCGGGUCCAAUGAGCCACGAUGAUCAUGGCAAUUCGACGCAGGCUUCCGAUACGAAACCGUUGGAUCCAAAUACCAUCCGGCAGCUGCAGCAGUUCCAGCAAAUCCUGAUGCGUCAGACUAGCGGUGGUGACAGUUCGCUGGGCGGUGGCAAAGAUCAGGUCAAAUUCAACAAAAAGCUGUUGGACUUCGACUACGGCAGUGAGGACGAUGACGACAAGAACUCCCCGUCGCUUCCGUCGACAACGCUGCCCGAUGGCAGCAACAUUGCGGCCAUUCUGUCCGAUCCGAACGUGCUGAAACAGUUGCAGAACCUGCAGAAGCUCAAGCAGCACGAAAUGGAGGAGAAGCAAAGCAAGCUGACCGAGAUGCGCCUGCAGGAGGAAAAGUUCGAGAAGCAUCUGGCCAGCGUACUCAAGGUGGCUAGCACUAUUAAUACCCAACAGCAGCUUAUCGACAAACUUCCAUUUGCCAACGAGUGCGACCUAAGCCGACAGCCGCCGAUCGAUCUGACGCCGGCCACUCCUACUGGUAAGGAUACCGCUGGAAAUGACGACUUCGAUGUGGUUACAGAGGUAAUCAGCGAUACGCGCAGUUCGUCACCCCGCAGCACGGUUCCGGAUCAGUACCAGAAGUCCAGCGCCCCAUCGCGCCGCCGGAAGAGCCGAUCCCGCUCGCCCAGGGACCGGCGCGACCGAGACCGGGGAGGCCGCCGGCGGACCCGUUCCAGAUCGCGCUCUCGCAGUCGGUCGCAUUCGCGGGGACGUGGCCGUGGAGGACGAGGCUCGUCUCGUGACCGGGACCGGGCAAGCCAGAAGGACAAGGAACGUGACAAGGAGCGGGAACGAGAACGCAAGAAGCGCGGACUGCCGGAAAUUAAGAGGGAACAUCUCAGUGUGUGCAGUACAACGCUGUGGGUUGGCCACCUUUCCAAGCUGGUGCAACAGGAGGAGCUAUCCGAUACGUUUGGAAAAUAUGGCGAUAUCGUUAGCAUUGAUUUGAUCCCACCGCGUGGAUGUGCGUUCAUUGUAAUGAACCGUCGCCAGGAUGCGCACAAAAGCAUGCAGAGCUUGAAAAGUCACAAGAUGCAUGGUCGUGCGAUAACCAUUUCCUGGGCUACCGGUAAAGGUGUCAAGAGCAAAGAGUGGAAAGAUUACUGGGACAUCGAUUUAGGUGUCAGUUACAUUCCGUGGAACAAACUGAAUCCCAAUACCGACCUGGAGAGUUUGGAAGAGGGUGGCAUGUUCGAUGAAGACACCAUGCCUCAGUGGAUGAAAGACAAGCUGGCUAGCGAUAGUAAGCAAAAAGACGUCGAUACUCCGCCGGCGAGUAUCGUGAAUCCUUUGUACGGCGUCGAUACCAGUCAACCGCCUCCUGCUGCUCCGAUUAUGGGUAUGCCGCCCGGCAUACCGGCACCGUUCCCGAUGGGUGGUGUUCCGAGAUUACCGAUGAUGGGUCUUCCGCUCGUACCGGGUCUCGGAAUGAACGUUCCACCGCCGAACCUGCUGAUGGGUGCCGCCGCCGGCGGUAUGAACAAUCCGCCUCCGCUGCCCAUGGGGGCCGGCUUCGGCGUGCUACCGCCUCCUCCUCCGGCACACAUCGGCGGAGGUAUGGCUACCGGCGGUGACGAGAUGGACAUCGAAAUGGAAGACGAAACCCCCAAUCACGGACCGGGUCCCAACAUACCGCCACCGAUGCAUCCGCAUCCGGCCGGUAUGCCACCGGCUAAUUUGCCAUUCUUUAAUCAGCCCCCGCCGCCAUUGUUGCCGCCGAAUCCAGCAGCAGCAGCCGCAGCAGUAGCUGCUGCUGCAGCUGCCGUCGGAGGGAUUCCGUUCGGUGGAGGAAAUGAUGAUGAUCGGGAACAGAAUAGGCACCGCCAGCAGCAGGCUGGCGGGGGGCGUAAUCGUGAAGAGUUUGAUCGUCGCGGUAGUCGUGACCGCGAGCGAGAGCGAGAUCGUGAUCGUGGCGAUCGGGAUCGUGAACGGGACCGUGGAGGACGUGGUGGAGAUCGGCGUGACUUUAGCAAUGAUCGUGACGGAGGAGGUGGUGGUGGUGGUGGAGGACGUGGUAGAAGAAACUUCCGCGAUGGGAAUGAAUCCCGUGGCGAUUCCAGUGAGCCCCGUAGUGAUGGGAAUGAACGUGCCGAACGUUCCAGUCGUUGGGGUAAUAAUGAGCGUAACCGAGGUGGUCCACCGCAAGGCGGUCCCGGUGGCCCAGGGGGUCCCGGAGGUCCUGGUGGUCCUGGUGGGGAUGGUGGCGCACGCGAUGAUAGGCCUCUGUCGGAGCGAUUGCGUGAAUUGGCGGAAAGAAGCGCCGGGGAAGCAAGCGGAGGUCAACCGCCGUUCGGCGGUGGAGGCGGUGGUGGUGGCGGAAGGAAUUUCAGAGGUGGACGAAACAUGAAUAAUAAUGAUGGUGGUGAUGAUUUUAACCGCGGCGGAGGAGAAGACUUCGGACGUCGUGGUAAUUUCCAGCAGGGUGGGCGGUUCAAUAAUAACAACAAUAAUAACCAGCGUGGUGGCGGCCGGUUCAACAACCGUGGUGGUCCAGGAUUCAUGCAGAACCGACGAGGUGGCGGUGGUGGUGGUCCAGAAGGCGACAUGCAACCAAUGAAUAUUAUGGAGCUGCUGAAUAUGAAUUUGUUCCCUAACAAUGACCAACAGCAAGGAUGUGAUGAUGACGACCAGCAACAGCAAUUCUUUGACCGUGGAGGUGGUCAAGGUGGUGGUGGAGGUGAUUUCAAUAAUCGUCGCUCGAAUAAUUGGAAUGAUGGAGGAGGCCGUGGUGGUGGUAAUCGUGGAGGACGUGGUAAUUGGAGAGAUAAUAACGACGGUAACAACGGCGGUGGCGAUAAUAACGAUAGACAAGGAGGUGGUCGUUUUGGACGCCGUGAUCAAAGAAACCAAAAUCGUCGCGGUGGUGGCGGUCGCGAUGGCGGCGGCGGUGGCGGUGAUCAUCAGGACGAACAACCACAACAGAACUGGGAUCAGCCACAGCAGCAAUCCGGUGGCGGUGGUGGUGGUCGUGACCGCGGUGGUAGAGGAGGAGGCAAUACUGGAAAGAAGUGGGACGACAUCGAUGAUUCAUGGGAUACUGAGGCGGAUAUGGUUCCGAUUCCAGUCCACCAUCCAAAGCCACAGCAGUCGUCACGCGGCAAUGAAUCACAACAUCGUGAACAGCAACAGCAUGAGGACAAACAGUCUCAUUCCCCACAACAUCAGGGCUCACAGCAGUUCGAACCAGAUCAAAACGAAAGACAAAACGUAAGCGAGCAACAAGGUGCUGGCGACGUCCCAGCUCCAUCGCAAGCUGAGGAAAGAUCACAAGAACAACCCCAUCAGGACCCGGAGCCACCAAGAAAGCGCGGAGGAACUCCGCUGUUCGAUGAAAGCCGUGACAUUGUCAGAAAUCCUAGCCCACCGAGGCAAGAACCUGAACCAGAACGAGAAUGGCGACAACCAUCGCCAGUUCAGGAACAGCAGCAUCAGGCCGCACCUCAGCUGUACUCGCCAUCACCGCCACCCCAGGCACGGGAAGCGGAAUCUGCUGCUCCAGCUCCAGCUGUAUUUAGUAACCCAGAGCCACCAGUGGAACAACCGAACCCGGAACCGGCACCGGCACCGACUCAAGUCGCUGAACCGCAAGAAGCUGCUCCAUCUGAAGCACCCGCAGAUGAUGCUUGAAUUGUGUAACCUGAAGACACACAAAGCAGGUAUUCAAUAUGGAAACAAAAUUAAAAUUGCAAGUUUUUUCAAAUAGAUGUCUAGAACUAAUUGCAAUAGCUAAAUUCUCUCAUCUUGCAAAGUGAAGGUCAUUUAAUUUGUUUUUGAACUACCUAAUCAAUUGUUUUUCUUUGUUUUCUAAAGAGUUAAUCCCAAAAGGUUUGAAGGAUUAACUUACUUUCGGAUUUUAAAACUUAUUGAAACGUUGAAUAGGGCCUGCAUAUAUUUAUUAGUCAAUCAAUCGCAAUGAUUUUUUUUUCAUGCAAGCAAAAAUUGAUGAAAUUACACCUACCUUUUUGAUGAUGAGAACGUAGAGGAUAUAAUAGUUUGAAUUUAGUAGUUUUUACUCACCCAAAUCGGAGAAGUGCGCAUUGAAAUAAACACACACUUCGACUACCAACCAACUAUUUCUAUAUAUAUACGCUAAUCUUUGAACAAUGUUUAUCGAUAACUGAAAUCAAGGAAUUCGGUCUGUGAUAUUUUGUGCAAGUGAAACCUUUUAGUAGUUGCAUUUUAUCAUCAUUUUUAGUUCAGGUUGUGAAAAAUCGUUCAUAAUUGGACUUUAGAUAAGACGCAAAAAAAAGAAAACGGAAGAAAUAAAUCAUUGAAGAGAUUAUAACCGGGAAGUUUGCUUGUUUGCCGUCAAAGUAAAAAGAGCAGAAAGAACAGAACAGGAUUAGAACUUAAAGCUAGCUAACUAACUGUCACGAAAUUAGUGGAACGAAGCGCUAAAGGUAGGUGUUUAACCAUCUCUGCGUGGGAAACUCGCCGAGGGACGAAGCCACAUCGCGUUCGUCUACUGCCAGCAGUCGGAGUCGGAGAGAGGAGUUGGAAGAAAUAGACUCGCGCUUGCACUCGAGUUGAGUGACUUGUGCAAGGUACUGUGAACAAAGCUUUUGCCCCCUAUAUUGGUAUCAUCAGAUGAUUUUAUUACGUUUGUUAGGUUCUAUAACUGUAUGUAUUACAAGCAAAAAUGUAUAAUAGUAAUUACGUAAGCAAAUGCCGAAGAUUUUUCAACCGGAUUGUGGCAGAAAAAAUUGCAACAGGCAAACCGUACUAGACAGGAAAUGAUGAAAAUGCACUACCUAAAUGACACGAGAUCGCAAAAUAUCACAAUGACUACAACAGUUUUUGACCAUAUUUGAUCGCACGCAUAUAGUUAUAUAUCUGCUCCCUACUGAAGGGACAAUCAUGGAUAGAUAACCUUUUAUAACGAUAAGCAACAACAUAUUUCAACAAUAAAUAAACAUCUUUACG